Paramisgurnus dabryanus is the source of this 5282-nucleotide messenger RNA. RefSeq names its product neuroligin 3a (gene nlgn3a). Gene Ontology annotation, cellular component: membrane. The record is from RefSeq and is a predicted model, not a curated record. Gene Ontology annotation, molecular function: neurexin family protein binding. NCBI's taxonomy places the organism in Eukaryota, Metazoa, Chordata, Actinopteri, Cypriniformes, Cobitidae.
CCGAACACUCAAGCGUGGCCGCGCAGCGCGAGCUCGAGCAGCUCGUGUGGGGGAGCUCACGAACACGCAGGAGCGGAUCGUCGGGAUCAUACACGCAGGAAAAACACGCGAAUGUGAACGUAGUGUAAAGGAUGAAGGAUGCGCUCGCGGGGAAAGGUCGCGAGAAUCGCAUGAAGAAGAGUGUGAGGAAAUCUUCAUCAGAUCUGACAGGGAUUAACACACAGACACACACAUCAGAGCUGUUUGAGCUGGGAAAGGGAAUAUCGGGAAUGGGGAAUUGGAUAUUUCACCAAAACAGGAGAGAAGAUCCGACGAGACUAUCGGCCAGUGAAUAGGGAUUUGUCCGGAGGGGAGAAGAGAGUGAAUGUGUGUUUUCUUCAAUGAAUGAAGUAAGUAGGCGGCGUUUGAGACUGGUCUGAAGACAGGAGAAACGUGCUGGGAGUUUCUCGCUCUACAUUGGCAUCUAGCAGCAGUGGCGGCCAUUUUUAAGGACCAUGUGGUUAACGGUACGCAAACGGCAUUUCUUUUCGCACCAUCGUGACUGCUGUGGCAGCAGAGCUAAAGUUUCUCUAUGGAUAUGGAUUUUUUGCUAUUGUGCGGCGCUUGUCCGAGGACAGGGCUAUUACCCUACCGUGAACACGCAGUAUGGGAAAUUACGAGGGGCGCGGGUUCCUUUGCCCAGCGAGAUCCUGGGACCGGUGGACCAGUUCCUGGGCGUGCCGUACGCCGCCCCUCCAGUGGGGGAGAAACGCUUCCUACCACCCGAGGCGCCCUCCUCUUGGUCAGGGAUCAAGAACGCCACUCACUUCGCCCCGGUGUGCCCGCAAAACAUUCACAACGCUGUGCCGGAAAUCAUGAUGCCCAUCUGGUUCACCUAUAAUUUGGAUAUAGUUGCCACGUAUAUACAAGAGCAAAACGAGGAUUGUUUGUAUCUGAACAUCUACGUUCCAACAGAGGAUGUCAAAAGAAUAUCCAAGGAAUGUGCCAGAAAACCCAACAAGAAAAUUUGUAGGAAAGGAGGAACCCAUUCGAAAAAACAGGGCGAGGAUUUAUCAGAGAACGACGGUGAUGAAGAUGAAGACAUACGAGAUACUGGAGCCAAACCUGUGAUGGUCUACAUUCACGGUGGGUCGUACAUGGAAGGCACGGGGAACAUGAUCGACGCAAGCGUGCUGGCCAGCUACGGGAACGUCAUCGUUAUUACUCUCAACUUUCGAGUCGGCGUUUUGGGGUUCCUCAGCACAGGAGACCAGGCUGCUAAAGGGAAUUAUGGGCUUCUGGAUCAGAUUCAGGCUCUGCGCUGGAUCAGUGAGAACAUUGGCUAUUUUGGUGGUGAUUCCAAUCGCAUCACUGUUUUCGGAUCAGGAAUUGGUGCCUCUUGUGUGAGCUUGCUGACGUUAUCGCACCAUUCUGAAGGACUCUUUCAUCGUGCCAUAAUCCAGAGCGGCUCAGCCUUGUCCAGCUGGGCCGUCAACUACCAGCCGGUUAAGUACACAAGGCAUCUAGCGGAGAAAGUGGGCUGUAAUGUGCUUGACACACUGGACAUGGUGGAUUGCCUGAGAAAGAAGAGUGCUCGCGAGCUGGUCGAACAAGACAUCCAACCGGCGAGAUACCACGUGGCCUUUGGACCAGUCAUUGACGGCGAUGUCAUUCCAGAUGACCCUGAGAUCCUGAUGGAGCAGGGCGAGUUUCUCAACUAUGACAUCAUGCUGGGCGUCAACCAGGGCGAGGGCCUGCGAUUUGUGGAGAACGUUGUGGACUCUGAAGAUGGUGUCUCGGGCAACGAUUUCGAUUUCUCCGUCUCGGACUUCGUGGACAGUCUAUAUGGUUACCCAGAGGGAAAGGAUACUCUACGAGAGACCAUCAAGUUCAUGUACACAGACUGGGCCGACAGAGACAACCCUGAGACGCGCCGCAAGACGUUGGUGGCGCUGUUUACUGAUCAUCAGUGGGUGGAGCCUUCGGUGGUAACAGCAGAUCUUCACGCCCGCUACGGCUCACCCACCUACUUCUACGCCUUCUACCACCACUGCCAAAGUUUGAUGAAGCCCGCCUGGUCAGACGCAGCUCACGGAGACGAGGUCCCCUACGUCUUUGGUAUCCCCAUGAUUGGACCAACAGACCUCUUCCCCUGCAACUUCUCCAAAAACGAUGUGAUGCUCAGUGCCGUCGUCAUGACCUAUUGGACAAACUUCGCCAAAACUGGGGAUCCCAAUAAGCCAGUGCCUCAGGAUACGAAGUUCAUCCAUACUAAAGCCAAUCGCUUCGAAGAGGUGGCCUGGUCUAAAUACAAUCCUCAAGACCAGCUGUACCUGCACAUCGGACUGAAGCCACGUGUCCGGGAUCACUACCGUGCCACUAAAGUGGCUUUCUGGAAGCACCUGGUCCCUCAUCUGUACAACCUACAUGAUAUGUUUCACUACACCUCCACCACCACCAAAGUGCCACCACCUGAGACGACUCAAAAUUCCCUUUCCACCAAGCAGCCCAACAGAAAGGCCUGGCCGUUCAACACCAAACGACCUCCCAUGUCUCCGGCCUACAACAGCGAAAGCGGGAAGGAACAGUGGAACGGAGAAGAGGAACCAGGACCUCUGUUGGUGGAGAACCCGCGGGAUUACUCGACCGAGCUGAGCGUGACUAUCGCAGUCGGGGCUUCGCUCUUAUUCCUCAACGUUCUGGCAUUCGCCGCAUUGUACUACCGCAAGGACAAACGUCGGCAGGAACAGCACCCGCAGCCCAGCCCGCCCCGAUCCGCCACCGGCAACGACGUCAACCGGCAUGGCCCCGAGGAGGAGAUCAUGUCUUUGCAGGUCAACCAGUCGCACCACGAGUGUGACGCUGGGCCGCCCGGCGACCCGCUCCGGCUGGCCUCGCUUCCCGACUACACGCUGACUCUGCGCCGCUCGCCGGAUGAUAUCCCGCUCAUGACGCCGAACACCAUAACCAUGAUUCCCAACUCGCUGGUGGGAAUGCCUAACCUACAUCCGUACAACACCUUCACAGCCGGCUUCAACUCCACCGGCCUGCCGCAUUCCCACUCGACCACGCGUGUAUAGCUUUACGAAGAUCCGGAUAAAGGAGGGGGCGAGAGGUUUCGGGUUUUACGUCACGCCGAGCGGAGAGGAAUAGAGACAUUGAAGGAAACAAAAUCAUUUGAGUAAACGAGUGAAAGAAGUUCUUUCCAGAUGUCAAGAUGUGCAAACCUGCCAAAACAAAACUGCUCUCUUUGAAAAGGGGCGAACGUUUCAAGCAGUAUUUUUUCUAAUCAUCAUUUUAAAAGAAAAACGCCUUUUUAAGCAGAACCGGGCAAACAAGGCGAUCACUUUUUCUUGAAUAAUUAACAAAAAAAAUAAAAACAAAGGAAAGUGCAUUUUAUUUCCCAUCACAAUCUUUUGUGGGAAACAAGUUUGAAAACAGUGCCAUCUACAUCAUAUCGCUUUUCAUUAUCUUUUAAAUGCCUUAUGAAGAGCUUGUUUUCUUUCUCUUUAUUCACUUAUCUAUCCCUGAGAUGAGUUUUUGUGUUGCGAUCUGACUGGGAUUCCUGGAAACAUGGAAAACAGGGAAUUGAAAUAGUAACAGCAGAGCAUUUUCAUAACCUCACACGUGAUGUUUUAACUUCUUUUCUUGGUUCCACUGAAAAUCCUUUUUCAGUUUGAAACUUUGCCAUGGGACAAGACUAGAGACUUUUAAACUUACUGUAACUGUUUUGCAUCUUUUACAACAAAAAUGGGAUCUUCAUGAAAUGCACACAGUGUGUGUGUGCGUGCGCGUGUGUACAUUUGAUUUCCUCUUGCCAUCAUUUUUUGUUGUUGAAUAUUCGUGUGAUAAGGGUGGGGCGGGGGGCUGGGGGUUCUUUACCAUCGCAUUGAUUUUGUUUACCACAAAUAGUGUUUCAACUGCGUCUAUGGUCGUCUGUCUUUGCGAUAUAGAACCUUUUUGUUAUUUUUAAAAAGUUACAUAUGUCUAAUUUUGCUUAAGAAUUACAAAAUAAAAGUCUAUUAUUUUACAUGCAAGAGAAAACAAUAGCUUAAGAUUGAACUGAACUAACAGACAUGAUUCUCCAUUUGACUUUGUAAGCGUUUUUCUCGAUUGGAGACAGUGGCCUCGACACACUGAAUAAUCCGUCAGUGUAGACCUGUGUUUCCUUAAAUAUAUAUAUAAAUAUGGGAAUACAUACAUAUAUGUAUAGGGCUUUUAUGAAGAUUUACCUGAACGUGUAAAUGAGCAGAUAUUAGGCUGAAAGCACCAAUAUACAGAGCAAGGCAGAGCGAGUUAGCAUCUGUACUAGUUUUAUCCUCAACACCAUAAUCUGAGGCCACAACAAGUGUCUUUUUAAUAGCUCUAUAUGUAUAUUUAUGUAUAAAUAUAUUUAAUAUUUAUUUAUGUAUACCAGAUGUAUACAUGCUGAUUGUGCCAUGUGCCAAAUUAAACCAUAAAACUGGAGAAGAAAUGGUUUCUGAAAAACGAUUUUUUAUUUAAAUGAACCAGACGUACAUUGUGUUGAUUGAUAUUUAUGAAGGUUUAAUGACAGUUAUUAUUUAAUCUAGGCCUUCACGCUGCUGUAUGAGUCGACCAUUAGCAAGCAAAAGAAAAAAAAACAAUCAAAAGCUUUUAACGUUGGAUGAAAUGAUUUUGAUGAAUGCAAUUUUCAUUCCUCCGAUGAUUUAUUAAGCUGUGUUGGAUAUAUAGAAAGCCCUUUUAUUCUUUUUACAUCACAGCCUUGCAAAACCAUAAUGGUGGUAUGGGGAGGAAUAUUGUUAUUUUAGAAACACCCCUCAACUGUUCAUUUAUCUUCUAAUACUUGAUUUUGUCAAAGCUGCACUGAUUUGUAUUUAACUUCGUCCUAUUCGUAAAAAUGCUAAUCGGAUGAAUGAACGAAUCAGAGAUCCCACAAUAAACUGUGAUAAAUCCAGAGACAGGUGUGCAUAACACAGUAAAUGAUCUUCUCUGUUGAUAAUCACACACCUGCAGAUCAAAUCUAAGGAUUUGUAAUUGGGUUGCAGUAUGUUGGGAGAGUUCUUGAGCUGAGUUAAACACCUGCAAACCAAACGCUUGCAUUUUCAGAACAGCUGACAGUUAAGUUAAAAACCCAAGCAAUAAAGAAGAAAUAUAUCAACAUCCCAGAUGGAAAACAGCAUAAAGCCAUAAACUCCUAUUUAAAUUUCAAGGUGGGUUACUAAGAGGUGGUGCACUUUAAAUGCCUCCUGUCAUUUGUUAAAGCUGUCAGACUGUUAGACAUUAACAACAGCUUCAGCUCAGGCUUUAGUCUUCUAGACAGU